AUGGCGACUGGAACGGGAACAUUCAAUGAUUGUUCCUUUGUGUUCAAAUAUACAGAUGCAACCCUAAACAUUGUUAGCGCCAAUGUUGAUUGUCUGAAAGAUCUAAAAAUAUUCGUACCAGAUGCUGUUAUUAUGGGCAAUGCUGCAACGCUGUCGUGUCAGUAUGACCUGGAACAGGCGGCGUUAUAUUCAGUGCGUUGGUAUUUUGGUACCGAGGAAUUCUAUCGCUACGUGCCAAAAGAGUCACCUCCGACACUGGUCUUUCCGGUGUCUGGCAUCAAUGUCGAUCUCUCAAAUUCAGAUGCAACCUCAGUCACCUUGAAAGGCGUUACACGCGAAUUGACGGGCAGUUAUCAAUGUGAAGUUUCCGAAGAUGCCCCUCUCUUCCACACAGACAUCCGAUCGGCUCAUAUGCAGGUCAUUGAAUUACCAAAAGACGAUCCCACCAUGCAGGUUGAAAAGAAAACAAUAACCGCCAACGAUUACUUUAAGGCUGUCUGCACAAUUGGGCCUUCGUAUCCUGCAGCAAACAUAACGUGGUACAUAAAUGGCAGAAAGGUCUAUAAAACACCAUUUCAACGGAUUACACAAACGACCAGCGAAGGUUCCGGCACUGUGUCAUCCCUGGAUAUUUAUCCCCACAGUCAGGUGCUGCAGGGAUUCUUCCAAGCCAUGCCAAAAUAUCAAACCAGUAUACUGCUGCUGUGCGAGGUCUCUAUUCUGCACGUCUUUCAUAAAAAUGUGCAGAACCGUAUAUACCUCAGCAUUGGACCACCAACAACUAUUUCGCCAAAUCUUUUGGGUCUUGAGGGCUCGAAACGCAUGAAUGGGGACCCGGACAAUUCUGCAUUGACCGGCACUGGGUCGAAAUGUACACCAUCGUUCUUGCCACUGGCACUGAUCAUAGGAUUCCUCCUGAGAUAUAUUGUGCUUUGCAGAGGGAGAAGUUCUGGUCUUUGUGUAGCGCCCGUGAUAUCAGCACGACAAUACCUUCAACUGUGA
Messenger RNA from Musca vetustissima, 1002 nucleotides. RefSeq lists its product as uncharacterized. Bases 1 to 1002 code for a protein of 333 amino acids. Lineage: Eukaryota; Metazoa; Arthropoda; Insecta; Diptera; Muscidae. The transcript has 5 exons. The record is from RefSeq and is a predicted model, not a curated record.